GUGUUUUAUUCUGGGCAACUUAACAGCGCCUGCAUGCUCAAUGUUCUGCAAAGUAGACCCAGCAGGAGCAGAGAGAGGAACCCUCCACUGGAUCCUCAUGCUGACAGCCAUCCAAUCCAAAACGCCUAUUCACUAGUGUGGACGUUAAACUGUGCGGCUCUGACAGGAUGGAUUUCUUAGACCGCGGUUACCUGGACGCGCGGUCUCCUUAUGAUUACACCUUUAAUUUUUGGAACGACUACCUCGGGCUGUCGACACUUGUCGCCAAAAAUAAGAUCAACAGUCCGCCCUUCAGCCCUAACUCUAUAACCGAGUCUCUUAAAGCGACUUUGGGACUGGAGGACGAUUCCCCGGUUUGCUCCUGCGUAAUUGGGCAGGGCAGGGACACCAACGACGGACCCUUGGACUGCUACUGCGCGGCCCCGAGCUCCCCGCCAAUCUCCAUCUAUGAUCUCAAAGAGCGCAUCUCGCUUCUCAGGCCAUACGAACACCUCGCUAGUGAUUCGCAGCUGGGGGACAGAGAUUCCCCCUCGUACAAGGGAAGCUUCUCUGGCUUCGACCUGCUCGCCAUGGACCGAAGACGCAAACAGGCUCAGAGGGGCAAACCGGAGCCCAAAGUGUGCGUCUUCUGUCGGAAUAACGGCGCACCAGAGGAAGUUUACGGCACCCAUAUCCUGAAGACAGUGGACGGCAGAGUGCUUUGCCCCAUCCUCCGGGCGUACACCUGCCCCCUCUGCAGUGCCAACGGUGACAAUGCGCACACCAUCAAGUACUGCCCGCUUUCUAAAGACCAGCCGAGCCAGAGAGUGGCAAAGGGGGGCAGAGCGAUUGGCAAACGGCUGAAAAUCUUCUGAGCGAGCAGAUGAAGUUAAUCACGUUUGAGUGGCACUGUCUGAAAUUACUAAUGUCUGUGGCAGUAAAAUCGCUCCAUUUGACGCACAAGACAAGUCUGGAAAAAGAAAGAAACGAUCUGAAGAAAUACGAUUUCUAUUCUUUUUUUUCUUCUUUUUGUACAUGUAACAGCUUCAUUUCCAGUGUUUCUGUCUAUACUGUAACUGUGGGCACAUAGUUUACACUUGGACGCACUGCGCGUAAUAUAACCCCCAGCACUCUUUAAAGACUUGGUGAUUAAAAAAAUGAACCAAAGUACUAUACAGAUCGACCUGUGAAUGAUCGCCUUCAUGCUAUAAUCAGAAGUUGCUGUGUUUCAAGUAACGCAGUGCCAGUGCAAACAGCCCAGCAGUCAGCGGGCUGCUCUUGCCAACAUAAAUGAAUAUGCAGCACUCCUGAUAUGAGGUGAAUGUUUAGUCCCACAGCCCAUUGGCCCCAUGGAUGUAAGAAGUGUGACAGGCCGUGCAAGAGAUGCAAGAUCUACUUCUUUAUGUCCUGCACAUGUUUUUUCUCCCUUCCUUGAGAUCUAUGUUUUCUACCAAAGGAAUACACUUUUUGUAUUGCAACUUAGCCUAAAGGUAAAUUUCUGUAGUUUAUACGUCGCUCAUGUCUGAUAUUCUUUAUGUGAUUUCGUGUAAAUAGGUAUCUUACACAUUUCAAGUGAAUGUAAAACACUGGAGGUGAGAUCUGACUUUCAUUUCUGUCAUAUAGUUCAAGUACACACACUGACUUGUUUUUGUUUUGUUUCUUUAAACGUGGAAAUGUGCACCUGCAAUUCUUGUAAACGUACAAACGAUUUUAGCAAUGAAAAGCCUGACAUUCCAAAGUCUAUCUGUCAACUAAAAUGUUUUAUGUACUUAUUUUUACCUUAUGUACCACUGGGAAAUAUAUUCGCUGUAAAUGACCUCUGAAUAAACAUGGGAUUUGCAGAUUU
Molecule: messenger RNA, 1825 nt
Organism: Haplochromis burtoni (Burton's mouthbrooder)
Lineage: Eukaryota; Metazoa; Chordata; Actinopteri; Cichliformes; Cichlidae
Product: nanos homolog 1
Exons: 1
Coding region: 168-854 (228 amino acids)
Biological process (GO): oogenesis; negative regulation of translation
Cellular component (GO): perinuclear region of cytoplasm
Molecular function (GO): mRNA binding; zinc ion binding
Source: RefSeq, a predicted model, not a curated record